AUGGAUGAACCAAAGGCCGAAGCUGAGAAGAUGAAGAAAAUCCCUGCAAAACCAAAGCAUGUGGAUGUAAUUGAUAUAUUAAGUUCUGAAGAAGAGAGCAGUAAAGAAAAGUCUGUGCCUAACAAAAAAGGAAGAGAGGUUAAUUCCAGGAAGAAAUCAUCACGCACUCUUACUUCUGUUCUAACAGCUAUAAGCCAGGUUGCAUGUGAUUUAACUAACAAACCUAAGGAGAUUGUUGAUACUAAUGCUGCUAAUGCUAACAAUGAACUUGCUGUUGUUGAGUAUCUUGAUGACAUUUACAAGUUCUACAAGUUAGUUGAGAAUGAGAGUCGUCUUCAUGAUUACAUGGACUCACAACCAGAGAUUCAGGUUCAACAAGAUGUGUUGGCACCUUCGAACAACAUUCCCGCUCUGAACGCAAAUACGCUAUUGAGAAUUUGGACAAGACAAUUGAUUCCAAGGCUUCGUAUGACACUUGUUCUACUGUUGGACACAUUCUGUUUUGCAAAAUGGCCACCGUUGGUUCAGGCCGAACUCUCGCCUACACAACCCGUAGAUUUUCCUAUUGAAUCUUGGUGGGGAGUUUGUCUGGUGAACUUUACUUUGGAAGAAUUUGAGAAACUCUCUGAAGAGGAAAUUGCCACUAUAGACAAAAUAUUGUAUCCUGAGGAUCGGUUCAAAGUUCCAAGGCUUGAAGGUUUUGUGUCCAACAGGGAGCAAUCUUAUGAAGAUCCUAUUGAAAAUGAAGUUGUGGUUGCGGAGGUUUUGCGGAGGUGUGGCGAGUCUGUCAAACUUCUUGAUGUGUCUAGUGAGCUUCCACAACUAAUUCGUAGGCCAGGUCUCAAAAAAUGGGAAAGUAUAUUUGAGCUUAUUGAAGCUUUUGUCGACAAGCCUCCUCCUGUGUUCGUUGCUUGCACUAGAAGGUUUGUCGGGUAA
Lathyrus oleraceus (garden pea) is the source of this 936-nucleotide messenger RNA. Its product is annotated as G2/mitotic-specific cyclin S13-6. The transcript is spliced from 2 exons. Bases 1 to 936 code for a protein of 311 amino acids. NCBI's taxonomy places the organism in Eukaryota, Viridiplantae, Streptophyta, Magnoliopsida, Fabales, Fabaceae. The record is from RefSeq and is a predicted model, not a curated record.